This is a messenger RNA of Rhodamnia argentea, 1089 nucleotides long. RefSeq names its product protein seele. The transcript has 9 exons. NCBI's taxonomy places the organism in Eukaryota, Viridiplantae, Streptophyta, Magnoliopsida, Myrtales, Myrtaceae. The record is from RefSeq and is a predicted model, not a curated record. Bases 112 to 693 code for a protein of 193 amino acids.
UUGAGAGACGAAAUUUCUAAUAUCCCGACGACCGAACUGAUCAACUCCAUUGGUGGAACCCUUAAUUGUGAGCUAACUGGAGACUCUGAGGAGCGAUCAGGGGAGGAGGAGAUGGCGGAGUCCGGCACCGCCGCGGCGUGGAUUCUCGCGAUGCUUGCCGUGUUCUCCCUCGCUCAAUCCAUUGACGACAAAUGCGCCGCUUGCAAUGCCGUCGCGGUACUUUUCUGUGGCUCAGGAGAGCUGGAAAUCGGUCUUUCCAAUGAAAAACCGAGGAAUCAUUUGGAUAUGAGGCAUCGCUUGGAUUCUAAAGGUCAACGUGAAGGAAAGCUCAUCGAUUAUAAGGUCAGCGAGCUGAGAGUCGUCGAGCUUCUGGAUGGACUAUGUGAAAAGAUGCAAGAUUAUACUCUCGAGAAGAGGGAUUCUACCCAACUAGAGUGGGUGAAAGUAGACGACUGGGAUCAAUUGAUGACCAACAAACAGGAAGCUAGAGCACAUUCCAAAGCUAUGUCAACUUAUUGUGGAAGGUUACUUGAGGAGACAGAAGAUGAGUUGGCAAAACUUAUAAGACAAGGUUCUGUGAAAGUUGGAGGUGUAACCAAGGUUCUGUGUCAAGAUUUAAGCAAGCACUGCAGCCAGACAAGUGGUUUUCAUGAAGGGGAUGGCCCUGCCGGUGCUGCUAAGGAAGAACUCUGAUUCAAUAUGACGAGGAAAAUCUCGUCUUUCAGAUUCAUGAGAACUGAUUCUGUACAACUGAACGACAUUUAGAAAGGAAAAUGGGAUCAUAACCAAGGAGCGAGCAGCUCCCAAAAUGGGAUUGCGAGAAUUCUUUCUCCUUUGUAACUCAAAUUUUGCUUUCAGUUUCUUGGAUUGUGUUUCAACAGCUUCUUUUGAACAUUACAUGCUGGACUAACUUAUAAUUCCUGUGGCUUACCAAGAGACAUCAUCAGUAUACUAUUGAGGAAACCCCUCUCCGAGCUGCCCCAUCAUCCCCUGACAAAGCCAUUACACAGGCUUCCUAGGCAAUGAAAUCGGAAGAGGUUCAGCACUAUAAUAUGUUUGAGAUAUGUAUCAACUACCAACGCUUGUUUA